Messenger RNA from Conger conger (European conger), 1247 nucleotides. RefSeq names its product 5-hydroxytryptamine receptor 4 (gene htr4). The coding region runs from base 93 to 1247 and encodes 384 amino acids. Gene Ontology annotation, cellular component: plasma membrane. NCBI's taxonomy places the organism in Eukaryota, Metazoa, Chordata, Actinopteri, Anguilliformes, Congridae. Gene Ontology annotation, biological process: regulation of appetite; adenylate cyclase-activating adrenergic receptor signaling pathway; chemical synaptic transmission. The record is from RefSeq and is a predicted model, not a curated record. Gene Ontology annotation, molecular function: G protein-coupled serotonin receptor activity. The transcript is spliced from 6 exons.
GUUCGGUUCGGCUGCGCACGACGCCUGUGUAUUGGUGGAUCACAGUGUGGUGCAGUGACUACCCAUACAACAGCCGAGAUCGCACGUCCAGGAUGUCCGAUGGCUGGCCGGGGAGCCUGCAUAUCUAUGGGCACAUGAAUCUGAGACAGUGGGGCCAGAUGCCUGUGAUGGACGAUGCCAAUAAGAGUAUCCCAGUGGCCCAUGGCCUCCACAGCUUCAGCAUGCCCGAAAGGAUCGCCCUCAUGGCCUUCCUCUCCCUGGUCAUGCUCAUGAGCGUCCUGGGGAACCUCCUGGUCAUGGUGGCUGUCUGCAAGGACCGCCAGCUGAGGAAAAUCAAGACCAACUACUUCAUAGUGUCGCUGGCGUUCGCAGACCUGCUGGUGUCAGUGCUGGUCAUGCCCUUUGGCGCCAUCGAGCUCAUCCACCAGAACUGGAUAUACGGGGAGACCUUCUGCCUGGUCCGGACCUCCCUGGAUGUGCUGCUAACCACGGCAUCCAUCUUACACCUGUGCUGCAUAUCCCUGGACAGGUACUAUGCCAUCUGCUGCCAGCCCCUGGUCUACAGGAAUAAGAUGACACCCAUGAGGGUGGCUCUCAUGUUAGGAGGGUGCUGGGUAAUACCAACAUUCAUAUCCUUCCUACCCAUAAUGCAAGGCUGGAACAGUAUUGGAAUAAACCAUCUGAUAGAGCAGAGGAAGUUCAGCGGCGAGCCCAACGUGACGCAGUGCGUCUUCAUGGUCAACAAGCCCUACGCCCUGACCUGCUCGGUGGUGGCCUUCUACAUCCCGCUGGGCCUGAUGGUGCUGGCCUACCAGCGCAUCUACGUGACGGCGCGCGAACACGCCCGCCAGAUCAGCGUCCUGCAGCGGGCUGGGGCCUCCAGCUCCGACAGCGCUGACCACCAGCGCAACCACCGCAUGCGCACCGAGACCAAGGCGGCCAAGACGCUGUGCAUCAUCAUGGGCUGCUUCUGCCUGUGCUGGGCCCCCUUCUUCAUCACCAACGUGGUGGACCCCUUCAUUGACUACACGGUGCCCGACAAGCUGUGGACUGCCUGCCUGUGGCUGGGCUACAUCAACUCCAUGCUCAACCCCAUCCUCUACGCCUUCCUCAACAAGUCCUUCCGCCGUGCUUUCCUCAUCAUCCUCUGCUGCGGCGACAAGCGCUACCGAAGGCCCUCCAUCCUGGGCCCCGGGGCCCCGUGCACCGCCACGCAGAUCAACGGCUCCACGCACGUGCUCAAGUAG